AUGGGGAAAUUCAACUGUUCGGGUAUCCUUACUGGCAGUACAAGUAGAGCCUCAACUGUCCAAGCCAACGUCCUCGACGAACCUCCAGUUCAGUUUUACGCCGCGCAGCCUCUCUUUUUCUGGCCCCGUGCUUUUCAGACAGAACGUCUCGACGCACCAAAGCCUCCGUUCCCUGGCUCCGCAUCUGGUUCGAUACCUUGCACAUCCCGUCCUCUCGCAACAACACCAUCUCCAGCAGUCGGCACAGCUGCUGGCCUUCGCAAUCCACCGCAAGUCGGCGAAUUAGCUCUGUCCACCUUUGGUGGCCCGGAACAAACGAUCGUGCCUGGCGUUCCGGAUACUACAUGCGUCCUCGUUAGCAUCCCUGGCUUUUGCAACCGUGCAGAGCAGAGUUUCGAAGAAGCAAGGCUGAGACGCUACGAGUUCUACCAUGGCGAAAGCGAGCCACUAGUGACACCGAAAUGGCCGGAAACCACCUUCGGCCAUUCCAAGGCCCCCGCUCCCUACACCGUCGUUCGAUCGCUGUUCAUUGCCUCCAGGUCAGGACUUCUCUCCGCAGAGCAACGAGCGGAAUAUUGGGGAGGAGAGAGGAGGUUGGGAGGGGCAAACCCCGCGCAGUAUGGAUACUGCAGGUGCCAGCAGUGA
This is a messenger RNA of Letharia columbiana, 645 nucleotides long. RefSeq lists its product as uncharacterized. The record is from RefSeq and is a predicted model, not a curated record. Lineage: Eukaryota; Fungi; Ascomycota; Lecanoromycetes; Lecanorales; Parmeliaceae. The coding region runs from base 1 to 645 and encodes 214 amino acids. The transcript has a single exon.